GCGUGGUGUAAUAAAAGAGCACAGGCCCGGAGGUCUGAGGAUCUGGAUUCCUGUCCCGGCUCCAUCACUUGUCCCCAUUUUGCAGGAGGAACAGGAGAAAAGCUUAAUUCAAGAACCGGCCAUGGCUUCUGACGCCAGUCACAUGCUCGAGGCGGCCCUGGAACAGAUGGACGGAAUAAUUGCAGGUACCAAAACGUCUCCAGAAUACCCCAACGGGGUCUACGACCCGGGGUGUUCCUCCCCAUCGGCGUUCCUGAACCCCUUCCCCGUCCUGACCCUCCUGGAAGAGCUGAGGGCGGCGUUGGAGGUGCUGGAAGACCCCAGGGAGAGAGAGGCCCUGCGCGCUCAGGUCCCGGGUCCCACCGCAACCUGCGUACAGGGCUGGCUGGGGAAGGGCUGCCUGUCCCAGGAAAGCCACCAAGCUACGGCGAACAAUGAGACCUAUCAGGACCGGUUGACCCGCUUAGAAGGCGACAAAGAGUCCCUUAUAUUGCAGGUGAGCGUCCUUACUGACCAGGUGGAGGCCCAGGGAGAGAAGAUCAGGGACUUGGAGGUGUGUUUGGAGGGACAUCAGGCAAAACUGAACGCUACGGAAGAAAUGCUUCAACAGGAACUGCUCAGUCGAACAUCUCUUGAGACGCAGAAACUCGAUCUAAUGGCCGAGGUUUCCGAGCUGAAGAUCAAGUUGGUCGGCAUGGAGAAGGAGCAGAGUGAAUAUGAAGAGAAACAGAGCAAAGCUGAGGAGCUACUGCAAGAACUCAGACACCUCAAAAUUAAAGUGGAGGAGCUGGAAAAUGAACGAAAUCAAUACGAAUGGAAGUUGAAGGCGACCAAAGCCGAGAUUGCUCAGCUCCAGGAGCAGCUGGCCCUAAAGGACGCCGAAAUCGAGCGCUUACACAGCCAGAUUUCCCGAUCGGCCGCACACAACGAAAACCCCGACAGAGAGGAAGGAUUUAGGAGAAGGCUAAAAGAAAAACAUCAAGAAGUCCAACGACUGAAAAUAGGAAUGGAGACUCUACUGGUCGCCAAUGAAGAAAAGGACCGUCGCAUCCAAGAGCUGACCGUGCUGCUCAGCCAGUACCGGCGUAUGAAGGAGAUCGUGAUGGCCGCUCACGGCUCUUCGGAAAGAAUUCUCUCAAGCAGCGAAGAGGAGCUUGAGGGACAUUUGAAGAAGUGGAAUAUCACAAAUAAAUCUCCAGGAGACUUACUUAACCCUGAGGUGUCUCUAGGCUGCUACUCUCCCUCUUCGAGCGCUCCACCUCCCCUGCCCCAGAAAACCAUGGACGUGAGUGGAAGCCUUGUGGCCCCACCCCACAGCCCUGUUGGAAGAAGCGAAGAGCCCCCGGAAAUCAGGAGCAGGGUCCAGAAAAAGCUUUCCAACAGCCUGGAAGACUUACAGCGUGAUUCUCUGGAAAAGCAUGUAGAUGAGAAACACCUAGCACCUGUUGUAGAACCAGAGGACAAGUCCUUCCUGGAAGACAACAAGUACCAGACCUUACCCGGGAAGCUGUCUCGGGCCCUGCCCAAUGGAGACCCAGCCAAGCACAGCCCUCCUGCCACCCAGUACGGGGCCUCCGGGUGCGAGGCUGAGGCCAGCGGCCUGCCAUGUCUGAACCGGGACAGGAGUGCCAGUGCACCGAUCCUAGGAGAAACAGAGAGCAGCCUGGAUGAGGCAAACGCUUCCCAUGAUCUGUCCCCCACCUCGAACGGGACCGAGUCAAGCCUGCAGUCUCCCUUGACCCCUGAAGGCAAAAGGAGCCCCAAAGGCAUCAAGAAGUUCUGGGGAAAGAUAAGACGGACACAGUCGGGGAACUUCAACACGGACGAGCUGGGCAUCGCGGAAUUCCGCCGGGGCGGGCUCCGGGCGACGGCCGGACCACGACUGUCCAGGCCUAAAGACCCCAAGGGCCAGAAGAGCGAUGCCAAUGCUCCAUUUUCCCAGUGGAGCACGGAACGGGUGUGCACCUGGCUGGAGGACUUUGGGCUGGGGCAAUAUGUGAUCUUUGCCAGGCAGUGGGUCACCUCGGGCCACACUCUCCUGACUGCCACUCCCCAAGACAUGGAAAAGGAGCUGGGGAUUAAGCAUCCAUUGCACAGGAAGAAAUUGGUUUUGGCGGUCAAGUCCAUCAACACCAAGCAGGAAGAGAAGUCAGCCCAGCUGGACCACAUCUGGGUAACCCGCUGGCUGGAUGACAUCGGUUUACCUCAGUACAAAGACCAGUUUCACGAGGCCAGAGUGGACGGGAGGGUGCUGCAGUAUUUGACUGUGAAUGAUCUCCUCUUCCUGAAAGUGACCAGCCAGCUGCAUCACCUCAGCAUCAAGUGUGCCAUCCACGUGCUCCACACCCACAAGUUCCACCCCCACUGCCUGCGGCGCCGGCCAGCCGACGAGAACAACGUAUCCCCUUCGGAAGUGGUUCAGUGGUCCAACCACCGCGUCAUGGAGUGGCUGAGAUCGGUGGACCUGGCGGAGUAUGCGCCCAACCUGCGGGGGAGCGGCGUCCACGGUGGCCUCAUCAUCCUGGAGCCCCGCUUCAACGGUGACGCGCUGGCAAUGCUGCUCAGCAUCCCCCCGCAGAAGACCCUCCUCCGGCGCCACCUGACCACCAACUUCAACGCGCUCGUGGGCCCGGGGGCCCAGCAGGAGAAGAGGGAGACCGUGGAGUCGGCUGGCUAUACGCCCCUCACCACCACCGCCAAAGUCCGGCCAAAGAAACUGGGCUUCUCCCACUUCGGAAACAUCAGGAAAAAGAAAUUCGACGAAUCCACCGAUUACAUCUGCCCCAUGGACGCGAGCCCGGGCCGGGCCAACGGGGCCCCCAAGGCCUACGGAACCCACCGAGGCCUCGGGCCGGUGGUCGAUAAAGACCUGGACAGACUGGAUCAGGUGGGACCCUCCGAGUGCACCGUCAUGCAGAUAGGGGCCCUGUCUCAAGGCAUUAACCACCUCACGACCAUGCUGAGCCAGGACGAGAUGCUGAACGCUGCCGGGUUUGGUGCCCCUUUCCGGGAGGACUGGAGAUGACCGUGCCGCCCCCGAGCCCGGUGGAGCAACGUCUGCAGACAGCUGCGGCCCAUCUCCCACACCCCACCCGCAGGUCCCUCCGGAGGGAACAGCCGGGCUCUGCGUCUGUCCCAUGGGCCGAUCAGAGAUCCGGAGCACUCGGAGAACUAGCGACUCUGCCCGGAGGGAAGGUGGUCCGGCUGGCUGAGCGCGAGGCUGUGAGUGGCUUCUACUUUGGGCCCUCACAGAAAUCUUUUAUACCUUUUGUACUUUUAUAGCUUCCCCUUAUGUCCCCCCACCCGCUAGGAGGAAGAGAGGAGAAGCUUUGGUCUGGCAGAACCAGUCUGAGAAAAAAAUCCACUUCCUCCAGGGCUGCCCGUAGGGAACAGGUUGGGAAGCCUGGUCUUCAUUCAUGGUAAAAAGGGCCAAUGCUGUUUUCUGACAAGGCCUAUUCCUUUGCCUCAGAUCACGGGCAGGGCCUAAAGCAGAUUCCAGCCUGUAUUCAGGCGGGCGAAUCUCUCCCGCCUCCACCUGAGGUGCCCUAUCCCUCUGGUGUGUGGUGAUUUGAAUCUUAUGUCUCUGCGGCUCAGACGGCGAGGGGCUCAGAAACCAGCCCUGUCAAGUGGACCCCUGGGCACAAGCUGGGCUGUCUGAGGGCACUGGCCAGUGGCAGGCUGGGCCAAGGAUGCAGACGGACACGGCAAGGCACAGACAGGAGGAUCAACGCCUCUGGACGUCCCUGGGAAAUGCUGAAGAAGGACCCAUCUUCCCUGCUUUGGGUCCUUGGCUCCAACCUCGGAUGAGAGCCCAGAAAGUUCUGCUUCCAGAUUCUGCAGUGAGGAUUCAUUUUCCGAUAUGGGGAGCAAGUCACCGAGAAGGUUAUCAUUCAGAAAUACUCCCCCAUAAGUGGAGAUGGAGGUGCGGAAGCCACAUCAGGACUGGACAUCUGGACAUCCGAAUGGCACUCAGACCAUUGGCCAAUUAUCCUGAAAAUUUGGACUGAGUCCUACCCACAAUUAUACAGCUAUUUCAGCCCUCAGGCCCAUUUCCAGCAGCAUCGGACACUGGCCGUGAAGAGCAAGGAGGCCUGCAAUCAGUCAGAAGAACUGCCUUGCCCAGUGUGUGACGCAGAUGCGAGUCCCCGCCAUUUUGCAUCUGACUUGAUUAUCUUGUAUCUACCCCAGCGCUUAGUACGGUGCUUGAUGCAUAGUAAGCGCUCAACAAA
Messenger RNA from Tachyglossus aculeatus (Australian echidna), 4229 nucleotides. It is a transcript of the gene PPFIBP2, whose product is annotated as PPFIA binding protein 2. The record is from RefSeq and is a predicted model, not a curated record. The coding region runs from base 122 to 3025 and encodes 967 amino acids. NCBI's taxonomy places the organism in Eukaryota, Metazoa, Chordata, Mammalia, Monotremata, Tachyglossidae. Gene Ontology annotation, molecular function: protein binding. Gene Ontology annotation, cellular component: presynaptic active zone. Gene Ontology annotation, biological process: neuromuscular junction development. The transcript is spliced from 29 exons.